AUGCUGAAUAUCAAUACCAACUUCCCUGGAGCAAUGGACAACAAGCUACGCCUGACAACAGGAUGCUCUGAAUCAAACUUCCAACCGGAAGUUUGCCGCUGGAUUGAUCCAUUCCCACUCACUCACGCAAUGAAUUUGAGUUAUCGAGAUGACAAAGAGUUUGAUUUGGGAUCCAUUCUCGACUAUGUGCCGUCCUCGACAUUAGUUGAUCAAUCGACUGAGAACAAAUCGAUUCAAGAGAACGUGCUCAAACGACCUAUCAUCCAGAUCGAAGACAAUGACUAUGAGAACCUCAACAGCAGAGCAUCUCGUUUCAAACGUCAUCGUACAUGCAACGAUGUUGCAAUCAGUAGUGCUACUGAUGUGUUCCCAGCUGAUGCAACCAGUAGUGCUGUCGAUGUGAUCCCAGAUGCUUCAAUCGUUGCUACUGGUGUGCUCCCAGAUGUGGAAAUCAGUGCCGCUGAUGUGUUCCCAGAUGUGGCAACAACUGCCGCUGAUUUGUUCCCAGAUGUGGCAACAAGUGCUGCUGCUGCUCAUAAUGUGACCCCGGAAGUGGAAGGAUACCCCCGUUUUCGAAAUCAUCAGGAAAAACAGUGGCAGAAGCAAUUCCAGGCGCUUCUGGAAUUCAAACAGAAGCAUGGACAUUGCUGUGUUCCAAACAAAUACGAUGAAAAUCCGGUUCUAGGAAGAUGGGUCAAGAGACAAAGAUACCAACACAAACUACUACUCCAGCAGGGGAAGAAGUCCACGCUGGUCCCUCAUCGCGUCAAAGCAUUGGAGGAUGCUGGCUUCAUCUGGGAUUCUCAUUCGGCUUUAUGGGAAGAGCGGCUUAAUGAACUCAAAGCUUAUCGUCGAGCCCAUGGUCACAGCAAUGUACCAUCGACUUGCACUGCAAAUGCGCAGCUAUCGACUUGGGUGAAAUGCCAGCGCCGCCAGUACAAGUUAUUCUUGGAGGGCGACCCGUCCUCCAACCUUUCACCAGAGCGCAUAUCCGCUUUGAACAAGAUUGGCUUUCAGUGGUGUGGACGGCUGGCCAGAAGGAAAGGUACAAUCAGUCCCUCUCAUUAA
This is a messenger RNA of Cylindrotheca closterium, 1068 nucleotides long. Lineage: Eukaryota; Bacillariophyta; Bacillariophyceae; Bacillariales; Bacillariaceae. The record is from the annotation of a GenBank genome assembly.